AACACAGGCCACGGUUUGGAUAGCAACCGAUGUCAUCAGUCGCCGCCCUGCAUCGCCCCGAGCGAGUAUUAUCUUGCUAGAAAACAAGAAAUCCUCAGGGCUGAUGGCGUUCAGGAAGGCCCUGAAACGGACAGCGAUCAUUGGCGGCGGGGCGGUCGCCACAGUUUUUGGCCUGUCACAGCUGAUCGAGUACAGGAAGACCCAGCAUGGAUUGGCUCGGUUAGCCCAUGUGGCAGCAGAAGCAGAGCUGAAGGUUCCCUAUGCGGACGAGCUUCCCUCUCGGCAGGCCCAGCUCACGGCGCUGCAGAACACUGAGGAGUUUGACGUUCUGGUCGUCGGAGGGGGGGCCACGGGUGUAGGAUGUGCCUUAGACGCUGUCACACGCAACCUCAAGACUGCUCUUGUAGAGAGAAGCGAUUUCUCUUCAGGGACAAGCAGUCGGAGUACCAAGCUACUUCACGGUGGAGUCCGCUAUCUCCAGAAGGCCAUCAUGCAGUUAGACUAUGAUCAGUACAUGAUGGUGAAAGAGGCCCUCCACGAGCGAGCCAACCUCCUGGAGAUUGCACCUCACCUAUCUGCGCCGCUACCCAUCAUGCUCCCUGUUUACAAAUGGUGGCAGUUACCUUACUACUGGGCAGGGAUCAAGAUGUACGACCUGGUGGCUGGGAUCCAGUGCCUGAAGAGCAGCUACGUCCUCAGUAAGAGCAAGGCCUUGGAGCUUUUCCCCAUGCUGAAGAAGGACAAGCUGGUGGGAGCCAUCGUCUACUAUGAUGGGCAGCACAAUGACGCCCGUAUGAAUCUGGCUAUCGGCCUCACUGCCGCCCGCUACGGUGCCGCCAUGGCCAACUACACCGAGGUGGUCCACCUGCUGAAAACUAAAGACCCACAAACCGGCAAGGAGAAGGUGUGUGGUGCCCACUGCAGGGACGUCAUCACAGGACAGGAAUUUGACGUGAAGGCCAAGUGUGUGAUCAACGCCACCGGACCGUUCACAGACUCACUGAGGAAGAUGGACAACCAGGAGACCAAAAACAUCUGCCAGCCCAGCGCUGGUGUUCACAUCGUCAUCCCCGGUUACUACAGCCCUGACAACAUGGGUCUGCUCGAUCCGGCGACAAGCGACGGACGUGUCAUCUUCUUCCUGCCCUGGGAGAAGAUGACCAUCGCCGGGACAACCGACACUCCCACCAACGUGACGGCCCAUCCAAUCCCGGGGGAGGACGACAUCAACUUCAUCCUGAGUGAGGUCCGCAACUACCUUAGCCCCGAUGUAGAAGUGCGCCGAGGAGAUGUUUUGGCAGCGUGGAGUGGCAUCCGUCCUCUGGUCACUGACCCUGACUCCAAAGACACUCAGUCCAUCUGCAGAAACCACAUCGUCAGCAUCAGCGACAGCGGACUGGUCACCAUCGCUGGUGGGAAGUGGACCACCUACAGGUCCAUGGCUGAGGAGACUCUGGACGCAGCGAUCAAAGCCCACAGCCUCUCAGCCGGACCCUGUAAGACUGCGGGUCUGAUGUUGGAGGGAGGCAAGGGCUGGACGCCAACCCUCUAUAUCCGCCUGGUGCAGGACUAUGGACUGGAGAAUGAGGUUGCUCAGCACCUUGCCUCAACGUACGGAGGAAAGGCGUUUGACGUGGCCAAGAUGGCUCAGGUCACUGGGCAAAGAUGGCCAAUCGUGGGGAAAAGAUUGGUGUCUGAAUUCCCUUACAUUGAGAGCGAGGUGCUGUAUGCCAUUAAGGAGUACGCCUGCACAGCCAUUGACGUUAUUGCCCGACGAACACGCUUAGGCUUCCUGAACGUGCAGGCGGCUGAUGAAGCCCUCCCCCGCAUCGUGCAGAUCAUGGGCAAAGAACUUGACUGGAGUCAGGACCGGAAGAUGGCGGAGCUUGAAGCAGCUAGGAAGUUUCUGUACCACGAGAUGGGAUACAGGUCUCGUUCUGAGCAGCUGACCAAGACGUCUGAGAUCAACCUGGACUACCAGGAAGUAGUCAGAUACAAGAAACGUUUCCAUAAGUUUGACAGUGAGAACAAAGGAUUCAUCACCACAGUUGACGUCCAGCAAGUUUUGGAAAGCAUCAAUGUCCACAUUGAUGAAAAUGCUCUCCAUGAAAUCCUUAAUGAGGUGGACCUCAACAAGAACGGACAAGUUGAAAUUGAUGAAUUCCUGCAGCUGAUGAGCGCGGUGAAGAAGGGACAAGUGUCAGACAGUCGUCUGGCCAUUCUGAUGAAAUCUGCGGAGGAAACUCUUGAUAUGAGAGGGCCGGUGACGGUGGACCGCAGCGGGGGUGGAGUCUGAGACGAGCAGGACUUCAUGGCCGCCAAAAAAGCCUUCAGCUACCGGUCCGUUUUUAAAGGUGGUGAUGACAGAAAAAACGAACGUGUCUCAAUGCAAAUGGCGCUAUUUGAAUGACAAUAACGCAAUCAAGCAUGCGGCUGGAUGAAUUUAGCCAAAUCAAGUGUAGACCAGCAUCACUCCUGAGUGUUUUGGGUGAAAUAGUAUCUAAUGAUUGAGACUGAGAUUCGUUUUUCAUGAAGUCACAGUAAAUCUGUCUGUUUGUCUGCCUUUUGAUUGCUUCUAAUCAUCAGGUGCCUCUGUAUUACACAGCACACAAUGUUCACAAUUGAUCUGUUUUAUAGUGUCUUUUUAACAAACCCUUUGAUACUUUAAUCAUUACAUUAGCUUUGCAGUUUCUCCAACUCUCCUUUUAAAACUUAGUUCAUUUUUAACAUAAUCGACAGCGAUUGUUGAGGAAACAAAGUCCUCUAUGCGAGGCAGCUUUUUCAGGUAGAAACUGAGCAUUUGGUAAUGCUUUAUUUCACAGGUGCAUUAUAUCCUAAUAAUACCCUAAACGUUUUCUGGAAAGAACUUUGUAACCUGGAAAAAAGAGACGGCGUUCACAAAACCUAGAGAGUCUUUCAGGCCCCGUUAGCUAGUAAUGAUGGAUCUUAAAUGCUGAGAGUGUUUUCUACAGACACUCUUAAUUUUUACACACUUUCCUCCAAAGAGCACAUGCUUGGUGUUAAGAGCUUGUUUGAUUGAAAUAAAUGAGUUUUAAAAGUAUGCUUAACGUACCUUUUAUCAGUUAGCUGCUGCGUGAGGCAGAUGUAACUGUAAAGCACAAAUAUAACCUUUUGCAAGAUUCAUAAAUAAGUACUUUCAGCCAGAAGAGAUUAAUAUAUUAAGCUGUAGGUUAACAGUUCACUGUGUAAGAUUUAGUGGCAUGUAGUGGUGAGGUUGCAAAUUGCAACUGUCUGUCCAGUCUACCACUGCCACCUACCCUUUCAAAGAGCAUAGGACAGCUACGGUGGCUGACACAGCACUAAAGGUGU
This is a messenger RNA of Micropterus dolomieu (smallmouth bass), 3330 nucleotides long. RefSeq names its product glycerol-3-phosphate dehydrogenase 2 (mitochondrial) (gene gpd2). The transcript has 18 exons. Gene Ontology annotation, biological process: glycerol-3-phosphate metabolic process. Gene Ontology annotation, molecular function: calcium ion binding; glycerol-3-phosphate dehydrogenase (quinone) activity. The record is from RefSeq and is a predicted model, not a curated record. NCBI's taxonomy places the organism in Eukaryota, Metazoa, Chordata, Actinopteri, Centrarchiformes, Centrarchidae. The coding region runs from base 104 to 2296 and encodes 730 amino acids. Gene Ontology annotation, cellular component: mitochondrion; glycerol-3-phosphate dehydrogenase (FAD) complex.